Aphanomyces astaci is the source of this 636-nucleotide messenger RNA. RefSeq lists its product as hypothetical. Lineage: Eukaryota; Oomycota; Saprolegniomycetes; Saprolegniales; Verrucalvaceae. The record is from RefSeq and is a predicted model, not a curated record. The transcript has a single exon. The coding region runs from base 16 to 531 and encodes 171 amino acids.
GCUGCAUUUGCCAAAAUGACGCGAGCCCUGCUAGAACGCAUCGUCGUCGCGCACUACCGCCAGUUCCACGUCGGCCUCCGCGGCCUCCAAACCAUGCUGAUGUUCGUCGCGUUCAUCACGGCCACCGCCUUGACGGGGCUCAGUUCCGGGGACUAUGCGUUGGUCCUGAGCUACACCCUCUUGAUCUUCGGCUUCGUGUGGACGUACGUUGCCGUGAAGAAGGGCGGGAAUGGAGGCUUGUUGCCUCACGGCACUCAGGUCACGUUGGAUUGGGUCAUCCUCAUCGCGCUGCUUGUCGCUGCAAUCGUGCUGUCCGCCAGCAAGUGGGGCCGCCUCUGCGACCUCGCGGUCAACUGCAGCGCAUACCAAGCGUGUAUCACGGUGCUGUACAUUGGCGUGGUGGUGCAGAUUUUCAUGCUGCUCGUCUUGCACUUCGGCCGCUCCAUGGAGGGCACCGAGUACGCGACCGACCCCUCCACUGUCCAAACCCCCCGCACGGACUACCAGCACACCGCCGAUGCCGCGACGUGAGUAGGUGGACUAUCCCGACUGUAGUUAACAUGAAUGCAUACUAGUACACGUAUCACACAUGUGCUUUAGCGGAAUAAUGGUAACGUAUAAAAAAACCAAUUUAAG